This is a messenger RNA of Callorhinchus milii (elephant shark), 1054 nucleotides long. Its product is annotated as ubiquitin-like. Gene Ontology annotation, molecular function: protein binding. NCBI's taxonomy places the organism in Eukaryota, Metazoa, Chordata, Chondrichthyes, Chimaeriformes, Callorhinchidae. The record is from RefSeq and is marked provisional.
AUGUCAGAUUCUGAAGUCCAUAAUGUAACAGUGCCGGCUAACUGCAACUUCUUUAAAAUCUCCUCAAGACACCACAAUGGGGAAAAUCUUCCAAGUAAUCGUAUUGGGUUUUAAAGGAGAAAAAUUUGCAAUUGAUGUUGCAAAAGAAGAGAAGCAUUUUAAUGAAAUGACUGUUCUGGAGUUCAAGAAGAAAUUGAUUUUGAAACUUCCAGGUCACUCAGGUGAUACUGAUGAGCUGCGCUUGCUUUUUGCCAAAACUCAACUGGAAGAUGCAGAUAAAUUCUCUGAUCACCAGAUUAAGGACAAGUCUACAAUCAUGAUGGUUCUACGUCUACCAGGAGGACUGGAGUCUUACAAGAUUGAGACAAACUAACAUCUGAAGCAAUUCCAGGAGAGAGUCCUAAAAAAUGCAUAUAAUUGCGUGCUAACGUCCAGUUCUCCUAAUUUGUCAUCUAACUAUAGAAGUUGUCUUAGUGCGUAGUUGUACUCUUUUUUAUUCUGCCUCGGGAUAUAGAGCAAUAGAUAUAGAUAAUACAGUAUUUAUCACCCAUCCAUUGUUGCUUUGAAAGGGUGAUGUUGGAUUUUCUGGUUAAAUGGCUUUGUGUUGACUGUGAUCCCAAGAUGUGGGGAGGGAAUUUUCAUAAGAAUAUAAAUGUUAAACAAUGUUUUAAAAAUCUGUAUGAAUGUGCUCCGGAAAGCCCUUCUCAUUUUAUUCCUAUUAUAUGCAAAUUAAGUCUCCUCCAUUGCGAUUAAUUCAUAUAUAUAUUUGGGUAAAUUAUAAAUAUCCUCAAGUGCUCUUCGGGCUACACCAAAAUAAAAACACAUAUAACAUUGCCCUAUAUUUCAAACAACCUGUUUAAAAUGUUACUUGGAAUGUCUUCAUUGUUUCAAUCAUGAUCUAAUAGAAACAAAUGUGUUGUUUUCACCGUGAUUAAAAGCCGAUGUGAAACCUCCAUUAAGAAUAAAACAUUUUUUUGUUUGUGAUAUGUCUGACAUACGUGGAAACCCAUAAACAUGCUUAAGAGUGUAUUCAAAUUAAACUACUGAAAAUUCC